CCGUUUUUCCAGCAUUUCGACCUCUGCCGGCAUUUUGCUACUGUCAAGCGAGACUCCACCAGCGGCUCGCAGUCGCUGCCGAUUCGUUUUUGCCAUCAUUUUAUCCGAUACCAUGGUAAAUCACUCGGUCCACGGUCACUUCACGCAAGUUCGCGCGCAGGCAGCGUCGACUUCGCUCGGUAGUCGCGACUCGGUCUCUUCUCCAGGAGCUCUACUGCGCCGACAAGCUGAAAGUCAGCGUUCAGCCGUCAGUGGUACCAGUCCCACCGGUACAUCUCGGAGCAGCGGGCGUUACAAAAAAAAGCGUGCAACCAUGGAAUCAGACACGGACUCAGAUUCGCCCGAGGCCAGGAAGAUGUUGAAGCUAGCGCUGGCCAAGUCCGUUGUGGACACCAAGAUGGUGCGGGCGACGGCAUUGCCGCAAGGUGCCGUGUUCUACCCGACCAUGGAGCAGUUCGCCGACCCCAUCAAGUACAUCUCGAGUAUCGAAAAAGAAGCCUCUCGAACUGGUAUCUGCAAGAUUGUGCCACCGCGUGGUUGGAAUCCACCGUUUGCUAUUGACCUGGAGAACGACGGGGUGCAGUUUGACACAAGGAAGCAGAAAAUUCACGAGCUGCAGGAAGGACAUGCUUACGGCGACGGACGAACGCAUACGUUCAAGUCGUUUCGCGCCGAUGCGGACGCAUUUCGAGAUAACUGGUUCAUGUCAAGAGGAUUGGACCCCGACUCGAUGACGUCCGAGGAAAUCGAGCAGGAAUACUGGCGGAUUAUCCAGACCGGAGAGCCCAGUGUCCAGGUGGAAUAUGCCAACGAUCUUGACAUCUCUCAGGUCGGCAGUGGAUUUCUUCGCUCAAAGAAGCGCUAUGCAUCUCAGGCAACGAAAGGAGAGGAAGCGAUUGAUUUCGCAGACCCCGAAUACUACCGCAAUACGGGAUGGAAUCUGAACAACCUGCCGGACGCGUACGGCUCACUUCUCCGUCACUUGGGCGCUGCAAUCAACGGUGUCAACGUACCGUGGCUCUAUUGCGGGAUGCUGUUCGCGUCUUUUUGCUGGCACGCGGAAGACAACUUCAUGUCCAGCAUCAAUUACCAGCACCUAGGUGCCAAGAAGCGAUGGUACGGAAUUCCGUCCUCAGAUGCCGAGAAGUUCGAAGCCGCAAUGAGAACGCAAGUACCCGAGCGUUUCCGAGAGAAUCCGGACCUGCUGCUUCACCUGACUACCAUGAUCCCACCGUCUGUCUUGCAUGGUCGGGGUGUCAAGGUGUUUACUGUCGUCCAGCAACCCGGAGACAUCAUUCUGACCUUCCCCAAGGCCUAUCACUGCGGCUUCAGCGAAGGUUUCAACUGCAACGAGGCAGUGAACUUUGUUCUCCCCAACUGGAUCGACUAUGGCCGGGAAUGUGUCGAGAUGUACCGUAAGUACAGUCGCGUUUCGAUCUUUUCGCACGAUCGGUUCGUGUUCCACUUCGGGUCGACUCAAAACCUCGACGAGUACUCGCUCACCGACUGUGAGUUGCUGUUGAAGGAGCUGCGACGCUUGUUCCACGAAGAACGCGACUACAAGAAAGCUUUUCUCGCUGACGGAUUGGAGAACGUCGAGGAGUUGAGUGGCGACGUCAUGCUGGACGAGCAGUCGAUGGAGGUGGAUGACGUGCGGCAAUGUUUUCGAUGCAGGCACAACGUUUUCUUCUCGGGUGUGAUCUGCUCGUGCAACCCCAGUCGAUUGUCAUGUCUUCGACACACCAAGGAAAUGUGUGGCUGCGUGAUGGAGAAUCGGACGUUGUUGCAGUGGGUGAGCACGGCAGAACUGCGCUAUGCAAUUCGACGUGUGCAGACGAAGAUGCGUGCGCUGAAAGACAAUUCUACCGAAGAACGCGUUGUCGGCCACAACUCCAAGCUGCAUGCACACGACGCCGUGACGUCGGGCAGUGGGGUUUAUUUUACUAUCAAGCGCAAAGGAACCUCCGUGCGAGCGUAGGAUCAGUCUUGGUGAUUUUGAAAUGCUUGAGUUGCAGGUGUAAUGCAGUAGAAAAUUCUAAGCAAGAAAACAGCCAAAGCAUUUGUCGGUAUCCAAGAGCUAAACUUGCGAGCUUCAUGCGAUUUGUACAUAUUUCGACAUGUAGUCUCUCAAUUCGGAAGCUUUGAGUAUCCCCUCCUGCCCCAAAAGCUGUCGAAGCCCUUGAUGUCGUAAAAGGUUCGUCCAGCGUAUGUUACAACACCGGUGACAUCCUCGUGAGUCUCAAGCUCCAGUGUUGAAAACAACCAUUCUAGUUCAUCAUUGGACAUCUGAGUGAUUGCCCACCAAAGCGUUAAGCCAUAGUUUUUCGGCGCAAGUAACGCGCGCAACGCUGGCCACGACUUGCGCACACUUGUCGCGCGCAGUGGGAACGUCACACUUAUGCUAUCUCCGUAUGGUUUUAAGACCCGCAACAUAUUGUUAACCAUAGCUGAAGAGUAUUCGCGAUGGAUCUCUUCCUCAUUGGAGUUCGCCGUCGUCCACCCGACUGAAAGCACGAGUUUGUGACGGUGUUUUCCAUCGUCACACUCGCUAAGGUCAUUGACCUGUUUCAAAAACGUUUCUGCGUCAAAAGCCACGAAGUUCGAGUUCGCAGGACCCGGCAAUAUGUCGGCAUUGAUGAAAAUGCCCUUGCUAAACGGGAACUGCGUCACGAACUUGGCCAGCUUUGCUAACGACGCCUCGAACGCACGACUGCUCUUGAAGUCGAGCUUCACGAUCAACGGGGUCUCAUUACUUGGCAUCGAGCUCUGGA
Molecule: messenger RNA, 2771 nt
Organism: Phytophthora infestans T30-4
Lineage: Eukaryota; Oomycota; Peronosporomycetes; Peronosporales; Peronosporaceae
Product: histone demethylase, putative
Exons: 5
Coding region: 113-1978 (621 amino acids)
Biological process (GO): chromatin remodeling
Cellular component (GO): nucleus
Molecular function (GO): histone demethylase activity
Source: RefSeq, a predicted model, not a curated record